Coregonus sp. 'balchen' is the source of this 1754-nucleotide messenger RNA. NCBI's taxonomy places the organism in Eukaryota, Metazoa, Chordata, Actinopteri, Salmoniformes, Salmonidae. The record is from the annotation of a GenBank genome assembly.
AUGCACAUGGGUAGGGCAGGCUAAAUGACUUGGUUCUAAACUGUCUUUAUUACAUUUUCUAUAAGGGAUUUGAAUUUGAUACAAAUUAUUAUGCAUCACUAACUAACUAAAGAAUCAUAGCUGCGGGAAAAGGGGUGCCGAAGGUGGUGCUGCACCCCCUGAUAAAUAAAUAAAAACCACAAAAUUAGUGAACUAGUCUUUAUUACUCCUGUAUUAGUGUAUACUCCUCAGGUGUGUGUUAAAUAAACUGCUGAAACAGUAUUAGCUAAAAAGUACUUGCUAAUGACUUGUGAUAUUUGUACCCUCAGGAGAGGAUGUGCCUGACCCAGAGGAGGAGGAGAAGAGGCUUGCGGCAGCAACCCGGGAAGCCAACCGUCUAUCUGAGCUGCGGCUGGUGCUGUUGGGCUGGAGGUGGCCUGGGAAGAGCCUCACAGGCAACACCAUCCUGGGCCGCGAGGAGUUCCGCCUAGAGCGGGCAGCCGAGUUCUGCGUCAAGCGUCAGACUGAGGUGGAGGGGCGCCAGGUGACAGUGAUAGAUACGCCGGGCUGGUUCUCGGCCCAGACCACGCCGCCCCUCUAUCAGCAGGAGAUGGUACGGGGAGCCUCCAUGUGUGGGCCCCCUGGCCCCCACGCCUUCCUACUGGUCAUCCCCGUGGGCAUGUUUACCGAGGUGGACCGGGCCCGCAUCGAGGAGCACCUGGCCCUGUUUGGGGAGCGUGUGUGGAGGCAUACUAUCCUAGUGUUCACUUGGGCUGAGGUGCUGAGGAACAUGUCCAUCGAGAGACACAUCAAGCGGGAGGGGAAGGAUCUGCAGUGGGUGCUGGAAAAGUGCAAGAGGAGGUACUUUGUCAUCAAUAACUGCAUAUUUGGGGAGCACCCCCAACUGAGGCGGCUCAUGGAGAAGAUAGAGAAGGUGGUAGCGGAGGAGGGCAUCUAUAACCCAGAGGAGGUGGAGGAGAAGGAGAAGAAACAUUUGGACCAAAACCAAACCCAGAACCGGCAGCUUGGGGCAAGGCCCAAAGUGAACUCUGCCGUAGGAUCGGCCAAACUGGACGUGGACCCACCACACAGUGAGUGGCAGCUUUACUGACAACUCAGACAUAGUCUGGUACCAGGAAACAGCAGUCUCAUAGGCUAAAGCUCAGACUGGGUGAAAUGUAUAAUCUUUGCUCUUCACUCCAAAACAUGUGAACUUGCAUUACAGUUGUAUUAUUCCACUUACGGUAACUGUAUUUGAAUUACUCAUGUAGUAGUCAUGUACCAAAUAGUGUGGAAUUAGUUUCACUACCUCGCCCCUCAACCCCUUUUAAAAUUUCUUCCUUCAGUUUCUAAUUUUUUCUAUGCUAACCAUAACUAUUCUCUCCUGUCUGCUUGCGUGGGAUCAGAAAAUAAUCCAUGAGGAUUGUCCAGGACACGGCAAUAUUCCUCUCCAGUAAUAUCAAUACUGCCAUUAACUAGCCUAGAUAGUUUCAAAAAGACAUGACAAUGAUGGUUAUUCCAAUUAUAUUACAUAUAGAUAUGUACUAAUCCAUAUAUGUUAUGUGUCCAUUUUCAGAUUCAGUGGAUGGACUGACUGACUAAAGGAGAGAUGGUGACCCACCACAGUACUCAUUUAAGAGCUGCUGGAUCUACAGCCAUACAUCACCCCAACCUCAAGGCCUGUAUUCAUAAAUUGAUCUAUAAUCAGUUUGCCUUUUAGAUCAUAAGGAAUGAGACCGAUGAGGGGGACCCUAAUCCUAGAUCAGCACUCCUAC